AUGUCGGAUCGGCAGCCGUCCGAGGAGCCGGAGGAGCAGGUGGACCUGGAGGGAGACGACGACGUCAUGGACGACGAGGAAGGUUACCGCCGCCGCCGCCACGGUGGCGAGGACUCUGAUGAGCCGGAGGAGGAGCCCGAGGAGCCUCAAAUCGAGGUCGAGGGCGAUGGCGAUGGAGAUGGCCGGGAGGAGGACGCCGGUAUGGUGGUUGCCAGUGAUGAACCUGCCGUAGGAAGUGGUGACGAGAUGGAGAAGGGUGAUGGGCCUGAGGACGAAGAAGAGAAAAUGAAGUGGGAGGAGCUCCUCGCACUACCCCCGCAGGGCUCGGAGGUAUUCGUCGGGGGCCUCCCCCGAGACACCACCGAGGAGGACCUCCGCGAGCUAUGCGAGCCAUUGGGCGAAAUCUUUGAGGUGAGGUUGAUGAAGGAUAAGGAAACAAAGGAAAACAAAGGAUUUGCCUUUGUCACAUUUACUGCCAAGGAUGUGGCGCAGCGUGCUAUCGAAGAACUGCAUGACAAGGACCACAAGGGGAGAACACUGCGAUGCUCAUUGUCCCAGGCCAAGCACAGGUUAUUUGUUGGCAAUGUACCCAAAGGGUUGAGUGAGGACGAGCUGACGAGCAUAAUCAAAGGGAAGGGGCCAGGGGUCGUGAAUAUUGAGAUGUUCAAGGAUUUGCAUGACCCAAGCCGUAACCGCGGGUUCCUCUUCGUUGAGUACUAUAACCAUGCUUGCGCAGACUAUGCCAGGCAGAAAUUGUCAUCACCAGACUUUAAGGUUGAUGGAAGCCAGUUGACUGUUAGCUGGGCUGAACCUAAGGGCUCAUCAUCGUCAUCAUCAGAUUCUUCUUCAUCUGCUGCUCAGGUGAAGACUAUAUAUGUGAAGAACCUGCCGGAGAAUGUUUCUAAAGAGAAAGUUAAGGAUCUCUUUGAAGUUCAUGGAGAGGUUACAAAAAUUGUUUUACCGCCUGCUAAGGCCGGGCAUAAGAGGGAUUUUGGGUUUGUUCACUUCGCUGAAAGAUCAAGUGCACUGAAGGCAGUUAAAGGAAGUGAAAAAUACGAAAUUGAUGGGCAAGUGCUCGAAGUUUCCAUGGCCAAACCUUUGAGUGAUAAGAAACCUGACCACUCGUUCAAGCCUGGAGGAGCUCCUAGCUAUCCUCUUCCACCUUAUGGUGGCUACAUGGGAGACCCAUAUGGUGCCUAUGGUGGUGGCCCUGGAUUCAACCAGGUAAGACAUCACAAGUUAAUAACUCAUGUAGAGUACCGUGCUAUGUAUUUCUUUGGCUUUACCCACAUCCUUUUUUCGCAGCCUAUGAUCUAUGGUAGAGGACCAGCACCAGCUGGAAUGAGGAUGGUACCGAUGGUGCUCCCUGACGGUCGCCUUGGCUAUGUUCUGCAACAACCUGGUGGAAUGCCGCCUCCACCCCCUCCUCGACGUGGUGACCGGCGAGAUGGCGGUGGCCGAGGCGGCGAGGGAAGCCACCGGCGUUAUCGGCCCUACUAG
Molecule: messenger RNA, 1500 nt
Organism: Triticum turgidum subsp. durum (durum wheat)
Lineage: Eukaryota; Viridiplantae; Streptophyta; Magnoliopsida; Poales; Poaceae
Source: the annotation of a GenBank genome assembly